UUACCCUUUUAAUCUAAUCGUUGAGCCUGUACCACGUGAUGACAACAAAAGUUCCAUGUGUUUCUCUCGUUUCCCACGGCUCUUAUAAUAUGCGACGCAGGAAAGAAUAUGAUAAUGAUAUUGAACCCGUCAAAACAAACGAUUUCAUCCUUUCACUGCAUGCACUGCGCAGCAGCUUUCAUUUAUUCAUCGCUUUGCAUCGCAGAUACGUUGAACUAUUGCGGAUCUGAAGACUUACGACUAUCGACUGAUUCAGUGGAUUUUCCGAUUAUACUGACAAAAGGAUGCCUUUUCUAGGGAAUGAUUGGCGAGCUCCGGGUAACGUUUGGGUGAAAAAUACUGGAGGUUGGGAGCGGAUUGUUGCCCUGCGAGAAAACCUGAAUCGCCACAUCAAAAAGCUCGCACACGAUCGGCUUCUGGUGAAGAACUGGCAGCUGGCCUCGGAGGUGGACCACUCCAUCAAGGAAUGGGAUGCCAGCCAAAAUGGUGAUCUCACAUCCACUCCGUUCUGGAAGAGCACCAAGAGACCCACAUUCCGCAAGCUAUCACAAUAUGUCUUUCUCCCAAAGGGAGCAGGAAGAGAGAGAUCUCAAUACAUCACGGUCGGUGAGAUACUUCUGAAACUCGACUUCUGUUCAGCCCUCCAUCAGCUCAGUAGAUUCCAGUAUGUUUGCAGGUUCUUAGAGUUGGUGAUACAGAACCACUAUUCAUCCCUUAGUGGAUCAGCUCUGAAAUGUCUCUUUGGCAUCGUAGAAGAGGCUGUUAAUGUAGCCAUGGAAACCAAGUACAACGUGAACCAGGUCAGGUCAAUCAUCAAAACCCUUAUCAAAGCCCUCCAGCUGCACACCAAAAGUUACAUCGGGGGCAAGGCGGGCUGGAACUGUCACUACCACAUUGCUCAUGUCUGGCUGAAUCAACUUAACAACAUACAGUAUGAAGAGAGACAAGACGACGGGAAGCCCGCCCUGACCGACCUUCCCGAGGAGUGCCUGACGCAGAUCCUGAAGAAGAUGCAGGACCAUUGUGACAUCACACACACAGGGGAAGCCAACAAGCUCCUGCACGGGUUGUCCAGUGAAUGGAAGCUGUGGAGGGACUUCUGCAGGUUCCACUUCUCAAAGGAACAUUUGGCCCCAGCCAUCCCUAAGAACAAACUAGACUAUGAGAUUGACUGGAAGAAGAUCUACAAGAAACUGAGGACCAAGCAUGGAGUGCAUGAAGUGUUUGCGGAUCAGCUUCAACUCUGCUGCCACUGCUACUGCCUUUUCUGGAUGGGAGGAACGCACCCCUGUUCUAUUGAUGUUCCCCUGGAGAGGGGUCAGAGGGCACCAGAGCACCAGGUGGCACGGAGCCGAGGGAUCUCCCCCAAGCAGCUUUCAGACAUGUUUCCCCUGCCGAGAUAGAGAAUGGACUACUGUAAACGCGGAAAUAUUUGCGGAACCUUAAAUUUCGCAGAUUUCGCGCUACAGUCGGUGUCCGCGAGUUUAGAACCCGCGAAAAUAUAAACAUGACUUCUUAUGCGUGUUCUGACAGGCUGAAUUUGGUGCAACGCGAAUUUAAGAACCAGUGAAUAUGUUUUGGGGUCGCUCAGCGCUAAAAUUGAUCAUUUAAUCAUGCUUUCAGACAUGUUACUCUUGCCAAGAUUGAAAGUGGACUAAUCAACCUUUUUGUGAAUGAUCAUUUUCAUUAAAUGCUUUUGGACUUGUUCCCUUGCCAUGAUACAAAAUAGGUAAUAGGACUUAUUAUUGAAACCUUGAACAGUGGAUGAUCAUUUGGUCAUGCAUGUAAAUGGGAGUGUCGUGGUCUAGUGGAUAUGUCGCCGGACUGUCGAUCACAAGGUCCACAGUUCGAGUCC
Messenger RNA from Strongylocentrotus purpuratus (purple sea urchin), 1855 nucleotides. Its product is annotated as F-box only protein 32. Bases 285 to 1403 code for a protein of 372 amino acids. Gene Ontology annotation, biological process: protein ubiquitination. NCBI's taxonomy places the organism in Eukaryota, Metazoa, Echinodermata, Echinoidea, Camarodonta, Strongylocentrotidae. Gene Ontology annotation, cellular component: SCF ubiquitin ligase complex; nucleus; cytoplasm. Gene Ontology annotation, molecular function: protein binding. The transcript has 9 exons. The record is from RefSeq and is a predicted model, not a curated record.